Molecule: messenger RNA, 3778 nt
Organism: Balaenoptera musculus (blue whale)
Lineage: Eukaryota; Metazoa; Chordata; Mammalia; Artiodactyla; Balaenopteridae
Gene: HACD2
Product: 3-hydroxyacyl-CoA dehydratase 2
Exons: 7
Coding region: 73-837 (254 amino acids)
Biological process (GO): fatty acid elongation; sphingolipid biosynthetic process; very long-chain fatty acid biosynthetic process
Cellular component (GO): endoplasmic reticulum membrane
Molecular function (GO): 3-hydroxyacyl-CoA dehydratase activity
Source: RefSeq, a predicted model, not a curated record
CUCCACCCCGCUCGCAGUGGCCAGUCUGGGCGGAGGUGCUCGCGCGAGGAGAGUGUGCUCUCGGCGUUUGACAUGGCGGCAGCCGCGGCGACUGCAGCGACGAAAGGGAAUGGGGGCGGCGGGGCCCGGGCCGGGGCCGGCGAAGCCAGCGGCUCGCGAAAGAAAAAGAGCCCGGGGCCUCUGGCCACGGCCUACCUGGUCAUCUACAAUGUGGUGAUGACCGCGGGGUGGCUCGUUAUAGCUGUUGGUCUGGUCAGAGCAUACCUGGCUAAGGGUAGCUAUCAUAGCCUUUAUUAUUCCAUUGAAAAGCCUUUGAAAUUCUUCCAGACUGGAGCCUUAUUGGAGAUUUUACAUUGUGCAAUAGGAAUUGUUCCAUCUUCUGUUGUCCUGACUUCUUUCCAGGUGAUGUCAAGAGUUUUUUUAAUAUGGGCAGUAACACAUAGCGUCAAAGAGGUACAGAGUGAAGACAGUGUCCUCCUGUUUGUUAUUGCCUGGACGAUCACAGAAAUUAUCCGUUACUCCUUUUAUACAUUCAGUCUAUUAAACCAUCUGCCUUACCUCAUCAAAUGGGCCAGGUACACGCUUUUCAUUGUGCUGUACCCAAUGGGAGUGUCAGGAGAAUUGCUCACAAUAUAUGCCGCUUUGCCCUUUGUCAGACAGUCUGGCCUGUACUCCAUCAGUUUACCUAACAAAUACAAUUUCUCUUUUGACUAUUACGCAUUCCUAAUUCUGAUAAUGAUCUCCUACAUUCCAAUUUUUCCCCAGUUAUACUUCCACAUGAUACACCAGAGAAGAAAGGUCCUUUCUCAUGCUGAAGAACACAAGAAAUUUGAAUAAUUCCUGCUUCCUGCACACCCCCAGAAACAAACUUUCCAAUGACAAAAGAUGCUGCAGACUUUUUCUGUUCCCAGUACGUUUCAUAGAAAAUAAGUAAGAACUUUUUUUAAAAUACUAAAAAAAACCAAAACAAAACAAAAACCAAAAUCCAGUGUCACAUGGGCCUGGGAUUUUAUAAAAAACAAAACAAAAGCUGUUACGUAAAACAUCCUUGCUGGUCCAUUUCAGCAUGUUCUUUCAACCAGAAGUUCCCAAUAUUUAUGAUGGCACUGGAAAGGGAUUUGGCAUUUUUUAUCCCCCUGUUUCCUUCAUGUGUCUGAUAAAUAACGAUCUGCAAUACUAAAUACUUGAGCGUUACAGUCUGAGUAAUGAAGUUGUGCCCACUCAAUGCCCAGCUUGCAGCAGUUAUGUUUCAGUCUGCAGUGUGUUUAGCAUUCCCUCUCAAAGUGCUUGACUGCAUGCUGGAAGCCAUUUGUUCUCUGGAAUGCUCUGAAGUUAUGGCUGGGACCUUCCCCUCUAUCUAGUGAAUGAAUUAUACAAUGUAUAUAUGUCUGUGAAACUUUGGAAUAGUGCCUGUAAUCAGAAAACAGCUAGAACCCUUUUGUUUGUUUUCAAUCGAGUCAUUACUGCCUGCCAGUACGAAAUGUGCUUGAAUUUAAUAAGUAUGUGUAUAUUGUAGAGAAGCUACUUUAUCUGGGGCUCAGCCUCAAUCAUAUUUUAACAAAAUGACAGUUCUCAGAAAGGGAAAGCUCAGUCACUAGUCAGUGACAAGUACCUUUCACAGUACCAUUCUCAGAACACCCCUGAGUAAGGUGUUUGCCAAGAGCGAUUCUUACUUAGGGACCUGACGCCAGUCUAGUCGCACAGGAGUAAAGAAGCCAUUAACGAAAGCACAUGGAAGGCGUUACUCUAAAAAUGGAGUCUGGAAGAACAGUCAGGAAUGGGUUUAUAUGCCCUUAUUAUUUGACUUUUACAUUUUCAUUCAUCUCUUCUGUUUGGAUACUUUUCCUAAUUAUGGUCCUAUGUAAUUCCCACCAAGUUUUAAGUCCAGAGGCAGUGAAAUGUUCCAGUUGGGCAGUCAUGAGCUAAAAGUAGUAUUGUUCCCACAUUUUGGAUCAGCCAAGAAAUACUUUGGACAUAUGGACAUUGUCUAAUUAACGUCAUGUCACCAUACUUUAAUUGCUAAACUGUGCAUUUAAGGCUCUUCAAGAAAGGGUUGGAUAAAAAUGUAAAGCCCAAGUUUAGACGUGCAUUAGAUUUUAAACACAGAAUGUUCUUUGUGCAAACUUCCCCCCCCCCUUUUUUUUAAUUGGUUGAUCUGUAAAAGUCUAGCUUACUGACUGAUUAUCAAUUAAAAUAUAAUUGCUAAUAUUAGAAGUGUCAUCAUAAUGGAAAACUAAUUUUUAAAUGCUUAUUUUCAUAGAAGCUUGAAAAUUAAGAUGAAAAUGAGAAGAAAAUAUGCAGCCUAAAAUUUAAUGCAAGUAGAUGUGUAAUAAAUUAUUUUUGAAUUAAACAUUAAAAUUCUGCUUCUUAAAGUUAGCACUCCUGGGCGUGUUGAGAUUAGAAUCUAUUCUUGUAUUUGAUAAACAAAAUAUGUGGGAAAGAUUAUUUUUCAUGCUUUUUCUCUUUUUAUUUUUACAAAAUGUAUUUCUACUAUAAAAUGAAUCAAUUUGGGUUAUAUUAGCCUUAUUAUUAAUUUGAGUAAGAUUUUUUCAUUUGUUUUUGGAAUAGUUGUAGAAGAUGGGAUGAGAAAUGCAGGUUUUCCAGGAUUGCUGGCUUGGGGGUUUUAUUCGGGCCUCUCUAUUAUAAUUUGUCACUAUGAAAAACAGCCUGUCACAAAUAGUGGUUAUGCAUCAAAUUGAACUUUGGCAACAAGAACGCAGCGAACAACUCCCUUCUCAAAAAGGGUCCCACCCCAGUGUGCAUUUUUGUCCAUCAACAUUUAAAAUGCUCGUUGAAGAUAAGUAAGCCAUGCCACCGUGUCCUUCAGUCACCUCUCUCAGUAACUGGUUUCUUUAUCUCUAACAUGAAUUCAUUUCUCUUUGGAAGUGGUGGUGUUCUCUUAUGAAUUGAGAAUAUCUAACCCCACCAGAUGUCACAUCUUCUUAUAAAGUGUGAAUGAGGAAGGUGGUGUUUUGGUGGGUAUUUUGUCAGACUUACUCUUUUCAUUUCAGGGCACAGUCAAAGGCAUCAGCUGCCCAGCCCCCCACCUGAUUGGGUGUUUCAGAUCCCCCCCCCUUCGGGUACCACCUUCUGGCAGAAAAUUCUUUGAGGUACGCAGUGGUGCUUUGUAGACACAAGCUGCUAAUCCGCAUCUUGCUGUGUUCUAUUUGCUAAGGUUGGGUUCAUUCAUUUAACACAUACUGACUAUCAUCAAAGGCACCGUGGAGAGUUAGUCAUGGAAUAAAGCACAUCCUCCCUGAUGAAAAUGUUCCUCUGGAGCAAACUUCCGACAGGAAAGGUUUAGACAAUGUAGCGUUAAGGCAUGUGAAGAGAUUGUGCCCUCACUUCCACUUAUGUUUCUGGUUAUUCGUUUAUAAUAAAAGGUUGGCAUUGAUGUGGUACAACCUGCAAAUUAUUUUCAAUUCUGAGUUUCAGAUAAACGUUAUAAGACAAUAUCAGUACAUACUGCUCCUUUGAAAUUUGGGUAAAAAAUUAUACAACCGUAUAUAUAGUCAUUUUUAUAUUUUUUCUAUGUUGGGAAAACCAAAACUGUAAUUUUAUAAGUCUUUGAUUCACUAAAAUUAUAUAAUUUAAAUGUAUUUUUUGUAUAUUUAGAAAUAAGGAGUUCAGAGACUAUGCUUAACUUUCUAUGCAUGUAUUUGGAAGCUGUUUUUACCUGAUAAUGUUAAUAUAGUAAUAAGUUGUAUUCAUAAAAUACUGAUCUGUGUUGCAUUUCAAAAUAAACUGGUGUGUGCUCUGCCUGGAUCUGAAAUACUGA